AUGUCGCGGAAACACCUCACGGACGAGGAGCUCGCGAGCGCGUGGCCGUACCUCACGCGCGCGCAGGUGCAGGAGUUCAAGGAGGCGUUCGAUAUAUUCGACGUCGACGGCGGCGGGACGAUCACGGCGGAGGAGCUCGGGGAGGUGAUGAAGUCGCUCGGGCAGAAACCGACGAGGGCGCAGCUGGAGGCGAUGGUGCGGGAGAUCGACGCGGACGGGGACGGGGCGAUCGAUUUUCCAGAGUUUUUGACGAUGAUGCUGCGGAAGAUGAACGAGGGUGAUCCGGAGAGGGAGCUCAGGGACGUGUUCACGGUGUUCGAUAAGGAUCAGAGCGGGACGAUUAGCGCGGAUGAGCUGAAGAGCGUGAUGAAGGUCAUCGGGGAGAAACUGACGGAGCAAGAGAUCGAGGACGCGAUUCGGUUGGCGGAUACCACGGGAGACGGAGAGGUUGAUUACGAUGAGUUCAUCGCGUUCGUGCUGUCGUCGAAUUAA
Ostreococcus lucimarinus CCE9901 is the source of this 492-nucleotide messenger RNA. RefSeq lists its product with no specific name. The coding region runs from base 1 to 492 and encodes 163 amino acids. Gene Ontology annotation, molecular function: enzyme regulator activity; calcium ion binding. The record is from RefSeq and is a predicted model, not a curated record. The transcript has a single exon. Lineage: Eukaryota; Viridiplantae; Chlorophyta; Mamiellophyceae; Mamiellales; Bathycoccaceae.